CUACCCAUCGCCAUGCUCUCUAUUUACCUUUUGAGCCUUGUUGGAAUAUUAGUCUGGAUACAUUUUUUGUGGACCCGCCGCAGAUUCUAUAAGCUAAUGUUUCAGAUACCUGGACCUAUGGGUCUUCCACUUAUUGGUGUCGCUGCAGAAUAUGGAAUCAACAAAGUAAGAAUCAUUAAGCGCACCAAGUACUUGGACAAUUAUGGUUCAACCAUUUUAACCUGGGUCGGCAUCACGCCCGUCAUUGUCACUCGAGAUCCUAAGAUCGCUGAGGAUAUUCUUACUUCCCCAAAUUGUCUCAAUCGGACUUGGCGGGUAGCAAGUGCCAUAGAAGAUCUAUUUGGAAUCGGGUUAUUGACUCUACAAGGUACUGAAUGGGCUGCACGUCGAAAGCAUAUGAAUUCCAGUUUUAAGCACAAUGUCUUGCUCAGUUUUCUUCCCAUCUUCAACUUUGAAACAAGAGCUCUGGUCGCUGAAAUGGACAAUUUCGUGGGUCAAGGUGAAAAAGAUUUGUUAAAACCAUUACUAAGAUGGUCUUUAAGAAUAGCACACCAAACCACACUGGGCGCUAAGGAGCAAAAUGAGAAGAAUUUUAAAAACAAUUCUCCUAUCGAUUCUUGGGAACACCUUAUAAUAUUGAUUGUUGUUCAAAUAUUACUGCCCAUUUGCCGAAACAAAACCAUCUCCAAUCUUUUUGGAUUGGAAAAAAAGAAAAAACAAGAAAUAUCAAAAAUUAGUUCUCUCAUGGAUCCAAUUAUUGGCUUAAAACUAAAUUCGGAACCGGAGUCUGGUACAGAUUCAGCUAAACACAUUGUCAUCAACCGAAUUAUGGAACUUUAUCGGAAGGAUGAAAUAGGUUUACAAGAAGUGAAGGGGGAGUGCUAUAAUAUGGUUGGGGCUGCCUUUGAGACAACAGCUCUUACAGUUCAUCAUACUCUUAUUCUCCUCGCCAUGUUUCCGAAGUACCAGGACAUUGUUUUCGAGGAGCUAGAAGAGGUCUUCCCGGCUGGUGGAGACUUCGAAGUCGAGCACGAGAACCUCCAAAAAUUGGUGUAUCUAGAUCGCGUUUUAAAUGAAACCAUGCGACUAAUCCCGUCCGUUCCGAUCCUUGCCAGAGAUACUCAGGAAGACUUUCAACUUUCUAAUGGAGUGCUUGUUCCCAAAGGUGUAGCUGUUUUCGUCGACAUAUUCAACAUGCACCGCAACAAGGAUCUUUGGGGACCAGAAGCUGACACCUUCAAUCCUGACAAUUUUUUACCCGAAAAUGUUCGCGAGCGGCAUCCUUAUGCCUUCAUGCCCUUUUCAAAGGGAAAAAGAAAUUGUAUAGGCUGGAGAUAUGCAAUGAUAUCGUCAAAAAUAGCCCUAACCCAAAUUCUCAGAAGUUACAAGUUAAGCACUAGUUUUCGAUAUGAAGAUCUUGUCUUUGUGGAUAAUAUAAGUAUGAAGCUGACUAUUUCACCGCCAAUAAGUUUCCAUCGAAGAAACACCGAAGCAGAAUAAAAUUAAAAUUUGUAUUUUUAUUGGUUUAUAGUGGAAGCGGCUGGUGAGAUACAAUGA
Drosophila bipectinata is the source of this 1557-nucleotide messenger RNA. RefSeq names its product probable cytochrome P450 313a2. NCBI's taxonomy places the organism in Eukaryota, Metazoa, Arthropoda, Insecta, Diptera, Drosophilidae. The record is from RefSeq and is a predicted model, not a curated record. Gene Ontology annotation, molecular function: oxidoreductase activity, acting on paired donors, with incorporation or reduction of molecular oxygen; heme binding; monooxygenase activity.